Penicillium oxalicum is the source of this 1032-nucleotide messenger RNA. RefSeq names its product putative endo-arabinanase. Gene Ontology annotation, biological process: carbohydrate metabolic process. NCBI's taxonomy places the organism in Eukaryota, Fungi, Ascomycota, Eurotiomycetes, Eurotiales, Aspergillaceae. The coding region runs from base 1 to 1032 and encodes 343 amino acids. The record is from RefSeq and is a predicted model, not a curated record. Gene Ontology annotation, molecular function: arabinan endo-1,5-alpha-L-arabinosidase activity. The transcript has a single exon.
AUGAUCAUAGCAUUGGGAUUACUGGGUGUCGCUAGAGUGGUGACAAGCAGUAUCAGCGUUGAUCUUCCAGCCGAAGCUCACAACGAUCUGUCAGACACUGGUGCCAGCGUCACGUUUCCUCCUCCACGUCAAACCCAGCAACGUACGCACGAUCCGAGCAUUAUUUUGGUCGGCAACACAUUUUAUCUCUACAAUGUGGGGGAACACAUCAUCAUCCAUACGGCCUCAAAAUUGAAUGGGCCGUGGAAGCGUGUUGGAAGUGUGCUGGACGAAAACAGUGUGAUUCCAAAAGGAGACCGCGCUGCCCCCUGGGCCCCUACAGUGGUUGCAUUCCAGGAAACUUUCUACUGCUACUACAGCGUGAGCAAGGCUGGCUGUCGCGACAGUGCUGUGGGCGUGGCUACUUCCGACUCACCGGGCCCCGGCUCCUGGCUUGAUCAUGGAAUUGUUGUUCAAACCGGAACCGGCAAGUAUUCGGAUAGAGCACCAUACAAUGUCUCCAACGCGAUUGACCCUGCAACCCUGAUCCUGACCGACGGUUCCGCCUACUUGACAUAUGGAAGCUAUUGGACGGGGAUCUACCAGGUGCCACUGACCAAGGAUCUGCUUUCACCAGUCAGCACCACCCAGCCAGACACUCGACAUCUCGCCUACGAGCCUCAAGCUCUGGGCCCCCCCAAUCCCAACGCAGAUUCGAUCUGUGGGGAUCCGACCGGCCCUCACGCCAUCGAGGGCGCAUUCACGUCCUACCAUUCCCCGUACUAUUACCUCUGGUUGAGUCAUGGCCGAUGCUGCGAUCUAGAUCGUGGCACGCUGCCUACCGAAGGUGCAGAAUACAGUAUUCGCGUGGGUCGAUCUCAGAGUCCCCGCGGUCCCUAUUUCGACAGAAAUGGAACUGAUCUGGUCAACGGCGGUGGCACGGUCAUCUACGGUUCCAAUGGGGAUACUUAUGCUCCUGGAGGCCAGGGCGUGAUUCAAGUGAACGGGACGGAUUUUUUAUACUACCAUUAUCGUGAGUCACAGCCCGACUAG